ACAGAGCCAGGCGACGUCGUGGUGGCCCAGGAAGCAUGUGGCUGUGGCGCUGGCGGCCCUGAAGACUCUCUGGCUUGCGGGAAGGAAUGCUACGGUGGGCAGUGCACUUGGAAGGUGGGCCGCGGAGGGUGAACCACGCGGCUGUGGCCGUCGGACACAAGGUCUAUUCCUUUGGCGGAUAUUGUUCUGGAGAAGACUAUGAGACUCUGCGGCAGAUUGAUGUCCACGUUUUUAACGCAGUGUCUCUGCGGUGGAUCAAGUUGCCUCCAGUGUGGACCAACAGCCGAGACCAUGUGAGAGAGGUGCCCUACAUGAGGUAUGGGCACUCAGCAGUGCUCAUAGACGACACCGUCUACAUAUGGGGUGGUCGCAACGACACUGAGGGAGCCUGCAACGUGCUCUAUGCCUUUGAUGUCAACACGCACAAGUGGUUCACGCCAAAGGUGUCUGGAAUGGUCCCAGGAGCGAGAGAUGGGCACUCAGCUUGUGUCCUGGCAAAGAGCAUGUUUAUCUUCGGAGGCUAUGAACAGCUGGCUGACUGCUUUUCAAAUGAUAUCCACAAAUUGGACACCACGAACAUGAUGUGGACCUUAAUCUCUGCCAAGGGUACACCAGCUCGCUGGAGAGACUUCCACUCAGCUACCAUCAUUGGAACAAAGAUGUACGUAUUUGGUGGCAGAGCUGAUCGUUUUGGGCCAUUUCACUCCAACAACGAGAUCUACUGUAACCGCAUUAAAGUAUUUGAUACAGAAACAAACUCCUGGCUGGACUCCCCUCCAACUCCGGUGCUUCCUGAAGGCCGACGGAGCCAUUCGGCAUUCAGCUACAACGGCGAGCUCUAUGUGUUUGGUGGCUACAACGCACGCCUGAACAGACACUUCCACGACCUCUGGAAAUUCAAUCCAGUUUCUCUGUCUUGGAGGAAGAUUGAGCCCAAGGGGAAGGGCCCAUGUCCUCGACGCCGGCAGUGCUGCUGCAGAGUGGGGGACAAAAUCAUUCUCUUUGGAGGCACCAGCCCGUCUCCAGAGGAGGGAAUGGGUGACGAAUUUGACCUGAUGGAUCACUCGGAUCUCUACAUCCUCGACUUCAGCCCCAGUCUAAAGACGCUGUGUAAACUAGCAGUGAUUCAGUACAGCCUGGACCAGUCCUGCCUUCCCCACGACAUCAGAUGGGAGCUCUCGGCCAUGACAACAAACAGCACCAUCAGCCGCCCCAUCGUCUCGUCCCAGGGCUGA
Apaloderma vittatum (bar-tailed trogon) is the source of this 1235-nucleotide messenger RNA. RefSeq names its product kelch domain containing 3 (gene KLHDC3). Gene Ontology annotation, cellular component: cytoplasm. NCBI's taxonomy places the organism in Eukaryota, Metazoa, Chordata, Aves, Trogoniformes, Trogonidae. Gene Ontology annotation, molecular function: chromatin binding; protein binding. The record is from RefSeq and is a predicted model, not a curated record. Bases 87 to 1235 code for a protein of 382 amino acids. The transcript is spliced from 10 exons.